Messenger RNA from Microthlaspi erraticum, 522 nucleotides. The record is from the annotation of a GenBank genome assembly. NCBI's taxonomy places the organism in Eukaryota, Viridiplantae, Streptophyta, Magnoliopsida, Brassicales, Brassicaceae.
AUGGUGAGAGAAGUGGCGGAGAGCUGUGUAGACACUAUGUUGAUGGAAAUGGUGGCCAUGUAUAGCGGCCGAUUCUACGCUAACAAGCCGGAACUCGCCGCUCGUAGGAUCGAGGCCAUUGGUUAUCAGGUCGGCCACCAGCUCUCCGAGAGGUACACUAUGGAAAGACCAAGGUUCAGUGACCAUCUAGAGGCGAUCAAGUUUAUCUGCAAAGACUUUUGGUCUGAGGUCUUCAAGAAGCAGAUAGAUAAUCUAAAGACAAACCACCGGGGUACUUUUGUAUUGCAAGACAACAAGUUCCGAUGGCUAUCACGCGUCUCAGUUGAGCCAUCACCUGAGAAAGAAACGGAAGAUCCGUCAACUCCAGGGGAAAGCAAAGCAGCACAAGCGGUGAGCAUGUACCUUUAUUUCCCAUGUGGGAUCAUAAGAGGUGUUCUCUCCAACUUGGGGAUACCUUGUGCUGUCUCUGCAGACAUUUCAAGCCUUCCCACUUGCUCUUUCGUAAUUCGGGUCAAGGCUUGA